Molecule: messenger RNA, 618 nt
Organism: Eimeria mitis
Lineage: Eukaryota; Apicomplexa; Conoidasida; Eucoccidiorida; Eimeriidae
Product: 1,4-alpha-glucan branching enzyme, putative
Exons: 8
Coding region: 1-618 (205 amino acids)
Source: RefSeq, a predicted model, not a curated record
AUGCGGGGCGAAGAGGCAGCUUACCAUCUCCCUAUGCUGAAAAACAUCAUCAACAUCCACCACGGCUUCACCAAGUCCUCCCAGUGCAUUAAUUCAAUCUUAGGCAGCCACGACCAGGCAGGCAACCGUUCAGGCGGGCAAACGGACGGAAAGCAUGGGCAAUAUUUCGUCUCUCUGUUUGGAGGCAGACACAACUGGCAUACUCGGGCGCAGUGCCGCAUGUGGUAUAGCCUGCAGGCGGUGACAGCAGCAAACAAACUGCGGCUGGAAUACCCCGCGCUGACGGACGAAUACUGCGCCCCCGUGUUUGUGCAUGAAGACCCCACCAAUAGAGUCAUAGUAGCAGCAGCAGCAGGAGUUCGGGGGAUGCAGCAGCAGGAACUGGGGAUGCAGCAGCGGGAGAUGGUGCAGCAGCAACAGUGCUUGUGCUUCCAACUGCUGCUGCUGCUGCUCCUGAUGUUGCAGCAGCUGCUGCUGGUACAGCAGUUGCUGCUGCAGCACGAGAGUGCUGCAGCAGCUGCAGGCAUUACAGCAGCAACAGCAAAUGUUGCUGCUGGCCUUGCUGCAUAUCCUCAGCAGCAGGAAAUUCUGGUGCAGCAGCAGCAGCAGCAGCAGUAG